Messenger RNA from Poecile atricapillus (Black-capped chickadee), 2203 nucleotides. Its product is annotated as extracellular tyrosine-protein kinase PKDCC-like. The record is from RefSeq and is a predicted model, not a curated record. NCBI's taxonomy places the organism in Eukaryota, Metazoa, Chordata, Aves, Passeriformes, Paridae. Gene Ontology annotation, molecular function: non-membrane spanning protein tyrosine kinase activity; ATP binding. Gene Ontology annotation, biological process: protein phosphorylation. The transcript is spliced from 7 exons. The coding region runs from base 70 to 1458 and encodes 462 amino acids.
UCGGCUUCCCCGGCGCGGCGGAGCGCGGUGGCAGAGCGGCGGCAGAGCGGCGGGGCAGCCCCGCUCUCCAUGGCGGUGGCGGGGCGGGCGAGGCGCGGAGCUCGGCUGAGCGGGGCCGCGCUGCUGGCGCUGCCGGCCCUGGCGCUGCUGGCGCUGCUGGCACUGCUGGCACUGCCGCCCGGCCGCGGCGGUGGCGGUGGCGAUGGCAGCGGUGAGGAGCAGCCGCGCUCCUCGCCGCCGCUCCUGCUGCCGCCGGGCUUGCGGGAGGAGCUGCGGCAGAGGCGGCGCGAUCUGCGGCGGCUGGAGGCGGUGGCGGGCGGCGGGGAGGCGGCGGCCACGGGAGGGCUGGGCUGCGGCGACCUGCACCGGGCGACGGCGGUCAGCGUGCUGGGCUGGGGCUUCACCAAGGUGGUGGCGCGGGCGGCGCUGGCGGGCGGAGGCGCCGUGGCCCUCAAGUCGGUGCACGGGGCGGGCCGGGAGGUGCGGAGGUGCGUGCAGCGGUACGGGGCCCCGGCCGGCUGCCGCCGCCUGGCCGCCUACAAGCUGCUCAAGGAGGCGACGCUGCUGCGGAGCCUGCAGCACCCCGGCAUCGUCAAGCUGCACGGGCAGUGCUAUGACAACAGCGGAGAUGCUGAGCUACGGGUCACAGCCAUGCUGGAGCUGGGAUCCCCGCUGGAGAUGAUUCAGCUCCUGCAGACCCCCUGGGAGGAAAGAUUUAAAAUUUGCCUGAGUCUUGUGAAACUGCUGUUUUACUUGGCACAUUCCCCCCUGGGUUCAAUAGUCCUCUUGGAUUUCCAGCCAAGGCAGUUUGUUAUGGUGGAUGGAAACCUAAAAGUGACAGACAUGGAUGAUGCCAGCACCGAGGAGCUGUCUUGCAAGGAAGAUAAUGACUGCACACUCGACUUCCCUACCAAAAGUUUCCCUCUCAAAUGCUCUGUGGAUGGGAAGUGCGAAGGAAUGAAUGAAAAGAAGAAUCUGUUCAAUGCGUAUCGGUAUUUUUUCACCUAUCUUUUGCCACACUCUGCACCACCAACUUUGCGGCCCCUUUUGAGUGAUAUUCUGAAUGCAACAGGUGAUUUACGAUAUGGAAUAAAUGAAACCCUGAGAGCUUUUGAAAAGGUUUUACAUCUGUACAAAUCUGGGCUCUAUCUGCAGAAAAGACCUCUUCUUUUAAAAGACUACAUCUCCCUAAAGGGUUUCCGCACGGUGGAAGGAGAAGACUACAAGUGCUGGCCCUCCUACAGCCACCUGGGCUGCCUGCUGUCCAUUCACAGCGCCGAGGAAGCCGCUGCCAUUUGUAACUCCCAGCUGCAGUGUCAAAGCUUUAUCGUCACCCAGCACAGGACGUGGACAGGACGCCCACUCGCUUCAUUUCAGAGUAGCUGGACUGAUUUAAUACCGGAUACAAACGCUGUAGUCUAUAUUAAACGUUCAGCUUCCUCAGGGGAAAGACUUUAAAGACAAUGAGAUCACAUGAAAUGAUCCUGGGAGGAACAAACCGCUGGGGAGAAUUUCAUCUGCUGGAAAGAAUGACAUAUCUUAUUUUGCUUCGGAAUGGGAUCUCCCUGCCAGCUCAGAUAGAGUCAAAUGCUGCUGUCUCCUUGAUCAAAGCUCAGAUUUUUAAUUGCUGCUCCGCUAGCUUUUUUUCUGUUCCCACACUGUUGUUCCACAUAAAUGGUCUCAGUUUUAGUCAAAUGUUGCUAGACUGUGCAAUACUUAGCUUUGCUGCUUUGGCCAGCUUUUCAGCCAAGAAAUAGAAAUAGCUGCAAGGGAUCCAGCUUGGGUAGGCUUAGUUAUUUCAAUCACCUCCAAAAACCUGCAGAUAAUGCACUUUGGAGAAGGCAACAGCUCUUUCUGCAGCUACUAACUGGGUUUUCUUACUACUGCAAAUGUAAAGGACUGGAUUUCAGCGAUGAGGCCAAGGUUGCAGGGUUGGGAUCCAUAACCGGAGGUUGAUGAUGGGGGUGGUUCUCCAAGGAGGGUCCUGAUUCAGUUCCUUCCAGUGCAAGAGAGGGAAGUGGUGGAUAGGUCAACACUGGAUCCAAAUAUCUGUGUUUAGAUACAGGAUAUGGGGUUGAUCCUAUGCGAUUUCUAAUACCAGCUCCCAUGUAUCAACCUUGAAGGUUUUUCUCUGUUACUUUCCAUGAAAGAACGAGACAUUCAAAUAAUUUAUAUGUAAGGUGUUACUUUGUAUGAUAAAGAA